Messenger RNA from Dipodomys ordii (Ord's kangaroo rat), 897 nucleotides. It is a transcript of the gene Capza3, whose product is annotated as capping protein (actin filament) muscle Z-line, alpha 3. The coding region runs from base 1 to 897 and encodes 298 amino acids. NCBI's taxonomy places the organism in Eukaryota, Metazoa, Chordata, Mammalia, Rodentia, Heteromyidae. The transcript has a single exon. Gene Ontology annotation, cellular component: F-actin capping protein complex; actin cortical patch. The record is from RefSeq and is a predicted model, not a curated record. Gene Ontology annotation, biological process: barbed-end actin filament capping; actin cytoskeleton organization. Gene Ontology annotation, molecular function: actin filament binding.
AUGUCCCUUAGCAUCCUGAGUCGGAAGGAGAAGGAGAAGGCCAUUCGCAGGCUGCUGGUCCAGGUGCCCCCGGGAGAGUUCGUCAACGCCUUUGAUGACCUCUGCCUGCUGAUCCGAGAUGAGAAGCUCAUGCACCAUCAGGGAGAAUUCGCAGGCCACCUGCACUGCCAGAAGUAUUCUGUACCCCUGUGCAUCGACGGGAACCCGGUCAUCCUCUCUCAUCACAACCUCAUGGGCGAUCGCUUCUUCGACUACCAGAGCAAGCUGUCCUUCAAGUACGACCUGCUGCAGAACCAGCUCAGGGACAUCCAGAGUCACGGGAUCCUUCGCAAUGAGGUCGAAUACCUGAGGAACGUGGUCCUGUGUGCCCUGAAACUCUACGUCAACGAUCAUUACCCAGCAGGCAGCUGUAACGUCCUCAGGAAGACCAUCCACCAGAAGGAGUUCCUGAUCGCCUGCAUUGAGGACCACAGCUACAACUCCGGGGCUUUCUGGAACGGUCUGUGGAAAUCCAAAUGGAUCUUUCAGGUUAAUCCCUUCCUCACCCAGAUCACCGGGAGGGUCUUCGUGCAAGCUCACUUCUUCAAGGGGGUCAACCUGCACCUGCAGCUGUCCAAGGAUCUCAAGGAGAGCGUAGAAGUGGUGAACCAAGCCCAGCUGGCGCUCAGUUUUGCCCGGCUGGUGGAAGAGCAGGAGAAUCAGUUCCAGGCUGCCGUCCUGGAGGAGCUGCAGGAAUUAUCCAGGCAGGCCCUCCGGGGCAUUCUCCGCAGAGACCUUCCUGUCACCCGCACGCUCAUCGAUUGGCAGAGGAUCCUGGCAGACCUGCACCUGGUCAUGUACCCCAAGCUGGGCUACGUCAUUUAUUCCCGAAGUGUGCUGUGUAACUGGAUCAUAUAA